AGCCGCUUCUCCCCGGCGGGGGCUGGGUCCGCAUCAGCCCCGGCAGGCUCAGGCGGUCUCCGAGCGCGGCGGGCGGCGGUGCCGCCGGUGGAGGAGCCCAGCUGUUCUGUACCUGUCUGUUUCAAGCACUCACAGCUGUCAUCAGUUGGCCCCAAAUCACACGUCUCUUAGGAAAUUGCUGUAUAGAAGGCUACCUCAGAUUUUGAUAAGCAGGCAUGGUAAGAAUAAAAGCACAUUUUAUAUGUUUUCUGAAAUGGUCAACUCUUGGAAAGUGAAUAGCUUCUCUCUUUCUCAAAGGAUUACACGUUUUACUCUGAUGCUGUGAGUAAUUUGUCAUGAAAAGUUCAGGGUUUUCAUUUCAAACUUAUAAAAAGAUACUAUGAAAAGGAAAAUAGAUUGAUUUACAUCAGUCUGAAACGUCAUAAUGCUUUCACUUUAGAGAGCCCAGAUUUUAAUGCUACUUUGGCAUGUAUUUGAUAAUCUAGUUUGGUUUCUUUUGCCACAGAAGCAUUAGUCUAGUUGCAAGAACAUACAUGCUUCAGCAUAUGUAAACCUCUGCACUCAGAGGCUUUUAAAAAGUUAGCAAUUUGAGAAAUAGAAAUAAAACUAUAUAUGUCUUAGACUGAUCAUACACCUUCUAUAGGAUCUUCAUGGACAUUGUGGACAGCUAUCUCCUUUACUUGUAUACUUUUGGAGCAGUAUGCCGGUAUCAAUGUGAUGCUAAUUUUUAUUAGUUUUGCUGUACAGUUAUCCCCACAGUAAUUGUUUUUGCAUAGUUUAGCACUUUCCAUAUAAGCACUGUAAUAUUUAUGUCCUGUAGAGAUAAAUUUGCUUACGUCUCUGGGUAAGCUGAUUUUAAAUUUUAUGAAGGUAACUUACUUUUCUUAAGAACUUAUAAGUUAAAUUUUGAGAUUUACUUAUCUGUGAAGGCACAUUAUACAUGCUGCCAUUCAGAACUAGCCUUAUUAAUCAAAAGGCUGCAGGCAUCAGUUGCUCCUCUAGUUGUAAAGCAGUGAGGUGUGUGCACCAUCCAAAAUAGAUACAAACUUGAUUCUUCACCUUUACUUUCAAGUGACUGAGUAGGCCCUGUUGGCAAAUGAAUAAUGUAUUUCUGGAGUGGAGCAUGCAACAGGCUGUCACUCUGCAUACGGAUGUGGGAGAUAUUAAAAUUGAACUGUUCUGUGAGCGUACUCCAAAGACUUGUGAAAACUUCCUGGCUCUUUGUGCUAGUAACUACUACAAUGGAUGCGUAUUUCACCGAAAUAUAAAGGGCUUCAUGGUUCAGACAGGGGAUCCAUUAGGCACUGGGAAAGGAGGUAAUAGCAUCUGGGGCAAGAAGUUUGAAGAUGAAUUCAGUGAAUAUCUAAAGCACAGUGUCCGUGGGGUAGUUUCCAUGGCUAACAAUGGUCCCAACACGAAUGGAUCACAGUUCUUCAUCACUUACGGCAAACAGCCUCACCUGGACAUGAAGUACACGGUGUUUGGAAAAGUUAUUGAUGGCUUGGAGACCCUGGAUGAGCUGGAGAAGCUGCCUGUGAAUGAGAAAACCUAUCGACCUCUUAAUGAUGUUCGCAUUAAAGACAUUACAAUUCAUGCCAACCCUUUUGCACUGUAGCCACAGAAUGCUGCAACACAUUCUGCAGAGAGCAGAGACUGGUCAGAUAAUUCCCAGAUUAUGGGGUUUAAAGAGCCAUCAAAAAGGGUUACUUCAGCUGGAUCGUAUCUUUGCUUAUUGAAUGCAGAAUUUUCAGGAGCUUUAACGUUGUUUGGGAGUUGUCACAGAGAAGUCUUCUGCUUCAGAAGCCAGGUUUUCCACAGUAUCUUCCAGCAUUUUGAUUUUUAAGCAUUGUUUUUUAUACUUGUAAAAUAAAAAAAAAUUUAAUUUUUUUCCUAA
Molecule: messenger RNA, 1894 nt
Organism: Taeniopygia guttata (zebra finch)
Lineage: Eukaryota; Metazoa; Chordata; Aves; Passeriformes; Estrildidae
Source: RefSeq, a predicted model, not a curated record